Nasonia vitripennis (jewel wasp) is the source of this 3591-nucleotide messenger RNA. RefSeq lists its product as uncharacterized. NCBI's taxonomy places the organism in Eukaryota, Metazoa, Arthropoda, Insecta, Hymenoptera, Pteromalidae. Bases 539 to 2893 code for a protein of 784 amino acids. Gene Ontology annotation, biological process: regulation of transcription by RNA polymerase II. The transcript is spliced from 6 exons. Gene Ontology annotation, molecular function: RNA polymerase II cis-regulatory region sequence-specific DNA binding; DNA-binding transcription factor activity, RNA polymerase II-specific. The record is from RefSeq and is a predicted model, not a curated record. Gene Ontology annotation, cellular component: transcription regulator complex; PcG protein complex; nucleus.
AGGAGGGCCCCAGCAAAAAGAGUAUGGCGACGUGGGGAGCCGAGAAAUACGAGGAACACGGUAAUGCCGACGAGAUCGAGGACAGCUUCAACAGCAUACUCGUCACCCACGACCUGCAGGACUGCCUCGAUGACAGCCUCGAUCUGCCCAGCUUUGUCAAGAUUUACGGCCAGUCCGUCGACUUCGACUACGAGAAGUACUCGGACGAUGAUCCCCCCUACAAUGAGAGUCUGCACGAUGACAACACUGGGCAUAACGCUGGCUAGAUUAUUUGGCCAAUUUUUUUGGACGGCCUCCCGAGAGCAGCAGCUCUUCGAGCUCACGGCUGGACCGGGGCUACCGUGCGCGCGAGCCAGGCGAGCUUCGGGCUUUUAUUUUUAAAGCGUUAUCGUAUAUAUUUUGAUGUCUCACGGAUAUACAUCUCCACGUUUUUUUAGCCUUUCCUUAUAAGGGCAUUAAGAGUUUUGAAAUUGGACCUAUCAAGUUCAGGGUUGAUGUUUUGAAAUUUCAAAGGGGCAAUCUGAUCUUUAAAGCUGAGAUGCUAUUUAUUUGUUGUUUACCACUUGCCCUAGGCUUUGUUUAUUGUUUUAAUAAUGUAUCAACUUCACAAGCUCAAGUGCUUAUAACUGCAUUUUCAUUGAGAAUAUGUUUGUUGGCGGAUGCUCAGUAUAUUCACCACACCAUCAGUUCGGAUGAAAUAUACAUGAGAAUACAUCCAGGCAACAAUGAUUCUAUGCCUGAUGAUCCAUCACAUGCUGUCAUAACAAUAGAAAGUACAGAUCCAGACACUAAUCAAAAGCGUAUCAGCAGAUAUACUUGUGAAUAUGAUGGCUGCUCACGUACUUACAGUACUGUUGGAAAUUUAAGAACUCAUAUGAAAACUCACAAAGGCGAAUACCGGUUUAAAUGCUCGGAACCAAGUUGUGGCAAAGCAUUUUUAACUUCAUACAGUCUGAAAAUCCACAUUAGAGUACACACAAAAGUUAAGCCAUUUGAAUGCAAUCAUAAUGGGUGUGAGAAGGCAUUUAACACCCUAUACAGACUAAGAGCUCAUCAAAGACUUCACAGUGGCAACACAUUUAACUGUGAAGAGACGGGAUGUGUAAAGUACUUUACUACACUUAGUGAUCUCAAGAAACAUAUUCGUACUCAUACUCAAGAACGACCUUACAAGUGCCGAGAAAAAGGCUGUGGAAAAGCUUUUACAGCCUCUCAUCACUUGAAAACACACAGGCGUACACAUACUGGUGAACGUCCUUAUAUUUGCACAUACAAUCAUUGUAAAAGAUCGUUCACUACACCACAUAGUUUAAAAAGUCAUCUAAAAACCCAUAAGAAAAUAUCACUUUCAGAUGAACAGGGCAAUACUGAAGAAUCAGCAAAUCAUGUUGAAGAUGUGAAUAAGCGGAGUAUAGAUAUUACUUCUGAGAUCAAUAGAACGGAUAAUAUUGCACAACCCACAAAUGAAGUUCCUGUUGCAAUUGUGCUUUAUUCUUCUAUGGAACCAUACAAACAAGCAUUAGAAGUUCAUACAACUGACAGUUUGAUUUUGAAUGGUAACAAUAAUUCAGCAAUAAAUUUAUUGCAGCCUAAUAGUUCUGCUAAUAUAUACGAGAACUUGAGUAAUAAUAUAGAAAUUAAUGAGAACAAUGAUGGAUCUAUCAUAGUCAAUCAUUUCAAUAGUAUUGAGUAUGACCAGUUGAAAUUGUUUGAUGAUAUUCAAAAUACUGAUACUAAAGUUAAUGCGGUGAAUGAAAAUAGCAAUAACAACUCCAUUUUACAAGGGCCAAUUGUUUUGAAUACUAACAUAAAUAGAGAUUCUUCUAACUUAACACAAAGUAAUCUUACAGAUAAUUUAGUAAGUCAGUCUAUUCCAGUCACUGGAGUAGAUAACUAUUUAGAUAAACCAAUGAUGGACUUAAUGAAUAGAACUUUAAACAAUUGUGAGAGUAGCACUGUUUUAUAUGAACCUUUAUCUAGUCAGUUGCCAAACGUUUUAAAUAUAUCAAAUGAUAAUCACUUGAUAAGAAACGAAAUCAAUCCAUUAUCUUUCGAAAAUAGUACAGACUUUGUAAAUGAGACGCCAAUCGAAGACAUAACAAGCGGAAUAACAAAUUCCAUCAGCAACAACAAUGAGUCACGUGCCCUUGAAUUAGCCUUGGCUUCAGAAGAAGAGCGACAAUCUCCAUGGAUUGAUAUAAAUUCCUUAACAAGUGAACUUUCAGAUAAAAUAAUAGCAUCUACUGCUGUGCCAAUUGUAAGAAUGGAAUCUGCAUGGUCAGAAUCAAAUGCUCUUCCAACCGCUGUUCAUUCUCUUGUUAAUCUGCUUGGUCCUGAACCUUAUCCGUUAGAUCAACCACAAAAAGCGCCCGUUCUAGAAACAGUAAAUUUAAUAGAUGCUGAAAAUGGAACCAAUGUAAAUGUUGAAGUUGUCACGAAUUUUGCGGAAUAUCCAAAUGAAAGUUGUUCAAAGGCCGAUGAAAAAAAAGCAGAAGCUUCUAGAAACAUAUUAAGAGAAAUCACAGCUGAUGCUGGAAUAUGUAAGUGUUCAAGCUGCAAGUGUGAUAGCGACGGAAAUAAUUGCCAAAAUUGUUCCCAUUCAGGACAAGAGAAACAAGAGAAAGAACAAUCGAGAUGUAAUGAAAUAAGGCAAAUAAAUAUAUCAGAUAUAGUUUCAACAUUACAAAAUAAAUGUUGUUGCAAUAAUCAGAAUAGCUGUGGGUCAUGUUGCGUCGUUGUAUGUAUAAAAACAUUGCAAGAACUCCAAGAAGUAUUUAAUACCUGUUGUAAAAGUACAAGCAGUGCAGGGUGCUGCAAAAGUAAUUCUAUGAGUAAUCAAGGUAUAUCGUUACCAAUGGCUUCGUUGAAAAGUCAAUUAGCGGGAAAUCAAUGAAGAACAAAAAACUAGUCCAAAACAAAGAUGUUAUACUAUUGAUCAGAUAGAUGUGCACGAGAGUAUCUAUGAUACAUUUUAUUUUAUUACCAAUUUUUUAUCUAUCAAAUCAACACACUUUUUAUAUUUGCAUACAACUUACAAAGCAAUAUUCUUGAUAAAAAAUAUUUUUUAUAAUUUUUAUGAUAACAUUUUUGGGUAUAUAUUUAAGUAAUAAUUUUAAAAAAAUUAUUACUAAUUCAGAAUUUUUCUAUGUGCAAUUUUAUCUUGUAAGCAGUUUAACUAAUUAUAAAAAGAUUUGUCAUCGACAAAAAACUUAUCGCUUGUGUUUUUAUAUUAUAUUAUUGUUUUGUUAUGAAUUUAAAACUAAAGUGCAAAAUGUUUGCUGAAAAAACUUAGUUUUAAAUUUUCGACUGCAAAAAAUAUGAUUAUACUUAUAUUUGGCGAUGAAGUGCCAAAGAUUUAUAAGAGAAUUUAAUUUUAAAAUGAUUUUUUUUUUCACUUGUUACACAUGCAUUUUAGUGCCUUAUAAAAUUCUUGUUAGGGUUGUAAUAUUUCAUUGUAAUUUAAUUAAAAAUGUGUACAAAGCGUAGAUAGAUACUUACACAAUCUAAUAAUUUUGCAAUAAUAAUCAGAGUGAUUUCCAUCGCUGUUUUAAAACGAAAAAACUCUGAAUAAAUAAAAAGUAUAUAUACAAG